Vollenhovia emeryi is the source of this 1516-nucleotide messenger RNA. RefSeq lists its product as uncharacterized. Bases 673 to 927 code for a protein of 84 amino acids. The transcript is spliced from 2 exons. The record is from RefSeq and is a predicted model, not a curated record. Lineage: Eukaryota; Metazoa; Arthropoda; Insecta; Hymenoptera; Formicidae.
UACUUGUGCGAGAGCAUCAAGAGCGAUAGUUGGAAACUCGGAUCUCACCGGACCACAUCGCAAUCUCGCAACCUUGGAAGGCAUAUCCUGCUUCUGAUCGCCAAGACGACGGCGCGGCAAAAACAAAUCUUGCCGAUCGUUUGCAUAAAGCAUCCGUUCGAGGGCACGUACGAGGACUCGAUCGUUGAUCCCGGGCCUUCGUUCUAUCCCUUUGAUCUCUUCACAAAGAAGAGAGAGUGUCGAUCCGUUCGGCAAGGACGUAUACCUGUAGAGUUUUUUACAUUUUCAAACUGUUUCAAAGAAUUAAACGUUUCUCUCUAGUUGACUGUUUAGAUGUGAAUAGGUUUUUCCACAACUUUAAAAGCUUUAUAUAUCGCGACGGAAUUGUGCAGAUUUAGUUUUUAAGAGAGAUUUAAGAGAGAUGGUCCAGGCUGGACUUGCUCGUUUGAUAAUGAAAAUGCGGCAAUCCAGUAAUAAAUUAUUCCGGAUGUGCCCCCGCAUAUACGAGUUGGACAAAUCGUCAUGGUGGGUCAUGGUGGGUCGUGGUGGGGGGAGAGUCUUUGUUCUCGAAAGUCGUAAGAGAAGGCACCACGUAUAAAAGACACCCGCCGAGUAAUCGCGAAUACAUCGCAGUUUUCGCAGCGAGACAAUCACUUGCGCACCGCAGUUAAAAUGAUGAGCAAAAUCUUUAUUCUCAUUGGCGCUCUUGCGGCCGUCUGCAUCAGCGUUUGCUCCGCCGGAGUGGUUCCAGCGGUUCCAGCGGCUCUAACAGUCGGAACCUAUGCCACGAGUUAUAAUGCCCACACCGUCAACCACGCCAUAGCCGCCCCAUACGUGGCGGCUGCACCUUUGGCUUAUCCCGCUUAUGCAGCUUAUUCCGCUCUGCCGGCUGCGUAUUCCGCCCCCAUCAUCGCCGGAAGGCGCUAAAGUGCUGAAACCAAACUGACCUCUGUCUCAUGGAUCUGGCAAUGCUGAUGCUGACAAGUAUCCAAUUGAAAACUACCGCGUUAUCGACGUAUCAUUAUCCGUUCAAUAUAAUUUAUCUAUAGUAUCGCCUUUUUCUUAUUCAUUUUUUUCUUCUCUACAUCUUUACUGCGCAAUUCUUAUUCAACGUGUAGACUAAAUGUUUACACAUUACAUUUAAACAAAGAAAGAAUCGACAUUGCUCAAUUUUCCAUUUCUGCAGACCUCUCUGUAAAAAGGAUAAUCUUGGGCAAAAGAAAAUACAUUCUCUCUGCUUAAUCAUUGCCGUAUUCUAUUAAUAUAACUUACAAUAUUAAUGUCGAUAAACCUGAUACAAAUAUAGUCUGUGCCACAUUUUGUACUUGUAAACAUUUCUUUUGAAUUUUUCUUUUUGUCAUGUACACGCAAAUGUGUGUAUAUAUAUAUGUAUAUAUAUUUAUAUCUUAAUAGAUGUAUCUCGUUUGUUGUCCUUACAUUAUGCACAAUGUAUAAACUAUGAUGAGAUAAAAAAGAAAUGAAAAUGUAAGCGCGAAAAAAUAAUAAAAAUUGACGA